Molecule: messenger RNA, 943 nt
Organism: Paramuricea clavata
Lineage: Eukaryota; Metazoa; Cnidaria; Anthozoa; Malacalcyonacea; Plexauridae
Source: the annotation of a GenBank genome assembly
AUGAGUUUUGGUGCACAAGAUUUAUUGGAAAUACGAAAUGAUUCGGAAUAUCGGAACUGGCACGCUGUUGGAGAUGCUCUCAUGCUUCUCGGCGAGGGCCUUAGGCAAUAUGCUGAGAAAAAAAUGAUAGAUUUUCAUGCUUUGCUAAUGACAAAUGUCGGAGGAGUCAAAUGUAGUUGCAAGUGCACGCUAGGAAUAAAACCAAACCCUCAUGGACGAGCAACAACUUGUAUUUGGGCCCAGGAAUUGAAGAAACAUCACGUUUUUACAAAGAAAGCUGACAUUCCUUGGCAUCAAAGUGACAGUAGCAAAUGGCACGAUCCUGUUGUUGGUUAUUGGGAGAUUGCAAAGUUGUUUAUGUCGGGUAUAGGAUCUGAUCCGGCCAAAGUUACGGACCCAAAUUCCACAGAUGUUGGUCCUCUACUUAAUUUGUUUAGAUUUUGUAAACACUUUAACGUUCAGGCGCCUAUAUUGAAAGCAGUUACAGAAAGAAGGAAUCAGUGGGCCCAUGCUCCAAAACGGAGAUUUAGUGACGGCGAUAAAAACGCUGCUUUUCAAGACAUUCAAUUGUUAAUGCAUGACCCUGAAUUAGUUGUCAGCAAAGAAGUUCAAGACUUAAAACCAACAAUUAACAAAGUGGAAGCGGCGGAUGUUUUGAUCUUAGAGGAGAAUCAAUUGCGUCUAAUGGAAGAAUAUCGACGAAUUAAGGAAUGCGAGAAUCUUCAGAUGAAAGAGAGAUUGGAUGCUGCAAAUGUGGAAAUACAAGAAAGAAAAUAUGUGAAUAGUUUACUUAGUAAGAGUUCGGUUAUUCUUUCACUACUACUACUGCUUGUAAUGUCUCUUCCUGUGCGUUCGGUUCCCAGUUUGUUGAAUUGGUGUUUGGUAACAGUAUUUUUGAUGUUUUCUCAAGUUGGUGACAAGAGUGGUAUGGUAUCUGAUGAGG